Papilio polytes (common Mormon) is the source of this 1145-nucleotide messenger RNA. RefSeq names its product NAD-dependent protein deacylase Sirt4 (gene Sirt4). Gene Ontology annotation, molecular function: NAD+ binding; NAD-dependent protein lysine deacetylase activity. NCBI's taxonomy places the organism in Eukaryota, Metazoa, Arthropoda, Insecta, Lepidoptera, Papilionidae. Bases 180 to 1082 code for a protein of 300 amino acids. The transcript is spliced from 4 exons. The record is from RefSeq and is a predicted model, not a curated record.
UUGACAAUAAAAGUGUAUUGAAAUAUAGAAAACUGCGCUUUAAAUAAGUGAAAUUCAAAAUUGAAUAUGAAAUAGUUUUAAAAUUACUUUAUAUGUAAAUAUUGUAAUAUAGUUAGGGAAGCGUUUAAAUGCUCAUUUAGUGGUAGAAGAAAUUGUAUGCUAAGAGUAAAAAAUUCGUCAUGUUCAAGCGAAUUAUUCCUUUCAAAAUGCUAGUGAGGCAGGCAGCAUUUGUCCCUGCCUAUAAACCACCUGUAGAAAAGGAUUUUGAAACAAUAAAAUACUUUGUAAGACGCAAUAAAAAAAUUCUAGUACUAACUGGUGCUGGAAUAUCGACUGAAUCGGGAAUCCCUGACUAUAGAUCUGAGGGAGUAGGUUUAUAUGCAAGAAGUAAUCAUAAACCAGUGCAGUAUCAAGAAUUUGUGAAAUAUCCUAAAGUGAGACAGAGAUACUGGGCGAGGAACUUUGUAGGGUGGCCAAGGUUUAGUGUGGUACAGCCAAAUGCAACACAUCAUGCUAUUAGAGAAUUAGAAAAGAUCAACAAAGUAAGUGCAAUAGUGACUCAAAAUGUUGACCGUCUGCAUCACAAGGCUGGUUCGGAGAAUAUUAUUGAACUUCAUGGUACUGGUUAUAUAGUGAAAUGCUUACAAUGUACUUUUGAAGUAGAUAGAUAUGAGCUUCAAGAGACAAUAAUGCAGCAGAAUCCAGAUAUGGAAAGUAGUGUUACAAUGAUCAGACCUGAUGGAGAUGUUGAAUUAUCUAGAGAACAAAUUGAAAAGUUUCGAGUACCAUUGUGUCCAAAAUGUGAAGGUCCUUUGAAGCCGGAUAUAGUGUUCUUUGGGGACAAUGUUCCCAAAGAGAGAGUAGAAAAGGUCAGAAGUGAGGUAAGUGAAAGUGAUGCGGUGUUUGUGUUAGGUUCAAGUCUAACUGUGUAUUCUAGCUAUAGAAUAAUAUUACAAGCAAAGGAAGAGAAAAAGGAAGUUGCCAUUUUGAAUAUCGGACCAACCAGAGCUGACAAUAUUGUGGAUAUAAAAAUAUCAACAAAAUGUAGUGAUAUAUUAACAGAUUUACAUAAAAGGGUUUAAUAUAAGCUUUUAAUGAUGAUUUGAUUAUUUUUAGAUGACUUGUGAAUAAUAAUUGUUAAAAAC